Molecule: messenger RNA, 2078 nt
Organism: Nannospalax galili (Upper Galilee mountains blind mole rat)
Lineage: Eukaryota; Metazoa; Chordata; Mammalia; Rodentia; Spalacidae
Gene: Cdk9
Product: cyclin dependent kinase 9
Exons: 7
Coding region: 71-1525 (484 amino acids)
Biological process (GO): protein phosphorylation
Cellular component (GO): nucleus
Molecular function (GO): cyclin-dependent protein serine/threonine kinase activity; ATP binding
Source: RefSeq, a predicted model, not a curated record
GGGCACUGCGGCUGGCCCCGGAUCGGGAGCCAGAGCGGCAGCGGCUUCGGCAGCAGCUUGGCCCGGGCCGAUGCAGCGGGACGCACCGCCCCGAGCCCCAGCCCCAGCGCCGCGGCUUCCCGCGCCCCCCAUCGGGGCUGCCAACAGCAGUGGCGGCGGCGGAGGCGGGGGCAGCGGCGGCGGCGGAGGCGCCUCAGCAGCUCCGGCUCCCCCUGGCCUCCCGGGAACUACAAGUCCCAGGGGGCCUGGCGGCGGGCGGAAACCGGAAGAGGUGGGGUCGGCGCCUCGAGGCCGGAAGUGGCCGUGGAGGCGGAAGUGGCGCGGCCGCGGAGGGGCCUGGAGUGUGGCGGGACCGGGAACGGCGGGAGCUGCGGCUGGGGGCGGUGGCGGCGCGCUGGAAGCGGCCAUGGCCAAGCAGUAUGACUCCGUGGAAUGCCCCUUCUGUGAUGAGGUCACCAAAUACGAGAAACUUGCCAAGAUCGGCCAAGGCACUUUCGGGGAGGUGUUUAAGGCCAGACACCGCCAGACCGGCCAGAAGGUGGCUCUGAAGAAAGUACUGAUGGAGAAUGAGAAGGAGGGGUUCCCCAUUACAGCCUUGCGGGAAAUCAAGAUCCUGCAGCUUCUUAAACAUGAGAAUGUGGUCAACCUGAUUGAGAUUUGUCGAACCAAAGCCUCCCCCUAUAAUCGCUGCAAGGGCAGCAUCUACCUGGUGUUUGACUUCUGUGAGCAUGACCUUGCUGGGCUGCUAAGCAAUGUCUUAGUCAAGUUCACAUUGUCUGAGAUCAAGAGAGUGAUGCAGAUGCUCCUCAAUGGCCUCUACUACAUCCACAGGAACAAGAUCCUGCACAGGGACAUGAAGGCUGCCAAUGUGCUCAUCACCCGGGAUGGGGUCCUGAAGCUGGCAGAUUUUGGGCUGGCCCGUGCCUUCAGCCUGGCCAAGAAUAGCCAGCCCAACCGCUAUACCAACCGUGUGGUGACACUGUGGUACCGGCCCCCGGAGCUGUUGCUCGGGGAGCGGGACUACGGCCCGCCCAUUGACCUGUGGGGUGCUGGGUGCAUCAUGGCGGAGAUGUGGACUCGAAGCCCUAUCAUGCAGGGCAAUACGGAGCAGCACCAGCUUGCCCUCAUCAGCCAGCUCUGUGGCUCCAUCACCCCAGAGGUGUGGCCAAACGUGGACAAGUACGAGCUGUUUGAGAAGCUGGAGCUGGUCAAGGGCCAGAAGCGGAAGGUAAAGGACAGGCUGAAGGCCUAUGUACGGGAUCCCUAUGCCCUGGACCUCAUUGACAAGCUGCUGGUGCUGGACCCUGCCCAGCGCAUUGACAGUGACGACGCCCUUAACCACGACUUCUUCUGGUCAGACCCCAUGCCCUCGGACCUCAAGGGCAUGCUCUCCACUCACUUGACAUCUAUGUUUGAGUACCUGGCGCCUCCACGCCGGAAGGGUAGCCAGAUCACCCAACAGUCCACCAACCAGAGCCGAAAUCCAGCCACUACCAACCAGACGGAAUUUGAGCGUGUCUUCUGAGGCAGGUGCUGAGCACUCUUCUUCCUUGGGGCUGGUUGGUGGUGGAUUGCUUCCUCUGCUAUGUGACUUGCACUGUGACAGGAUGGGACAGUUGAGAUUUUUCUCCUCCAGCACGUUUACUCCCUACUCUGGGCACGGGGAACAACUGCCUGAGUGGACUGGAGUGGAACUUUGGCUUCGAGGCCAGGAGGGUGCCAGGCCGCUUUGCGUGCCCCUUUCUGGAUUUCUGUGCACCAUCUGGAGGGACUCCAUUUAGCUUGGACAAGAAGUGAGGUGGAGAGGCUUACCUACCAGUGACAUUCUUGGAGCUCCUUGCAUGAUGGGAGGAGGGCAAAAGUCCCUCAUCAUCCCCAGCCCUUCCCUCAGGAUGAGGAGUUUGGGGGACAGAGGCACGUGGAAAUGGACUACUCUUGGUGUAGUCCUCAGCAGCACGGGAGUGGUGAGAACUCUUGGUUUCUUCAAGAGGAUAAUUUUAUCAUGUUUUGUUCAGUUCAGAGAUAUUCCUGGAUACAGUUUGGUCAGUUAACAUUAAAAGUCAAUUUUUUUCCAGUAA